Setaria italica (foxtail millet) is the source of this 2817-nucleotide messenger RNA. RefSeq lists its product as uncharacterized. The transcript is spliced from 4 exons. Gene Ontology annotation, molecular function: nucleic acid binding. The record is from RefSeq and is a predicted model, not a curated record. Lineage: Eukaryota; Viridiplantae; Streptophyta; Magnoliopsida; Poales; Poaceae. Gene Ontology annotation, biological process: DNA integration. Bases 1 to 2817 code for a protein of 938 amino acids.
AUGUUCUGCGCCGUAGGGUCGACCGGGGAAGCGGAAGGCGGAACGGGGUCCGCUCCCCCUCCCGCGACCGACGCCACCGUCGCUCCGCCGGCCGCCGUCACAGGGGCCGCCUCCGUGGGGGGAUCCGCGACCUCACCAAGGACCCCGCCGCUCGCCGCGGGCAGGACCGCGAUCCGCCCCACGGAGGAGGACGACAUCCGCAACACCUUCUUGGGCGCUAGCUGCAAGAUGAGACCACGGGGGGUGGCGCUGCGAAUCAACGAACAAACAAGGCGGGCGGAACCAGCGAGGCGGAGUGAUGCUGCCCGUGCUGAGAAAGCACGCCGCGCCGAGGAAGAGCGCCUCCGUUCCGUCGCGCUGGACGAGUACGAGGCCGCCCAUGUAGCUAUCUGGGCGCAGGCCACCGCCGUCGUCAACGUCAAGGCCCUGAUCCCCGUCAUUCUCGACCAGGCCACCAACACCUACACCAAGUGGCGCGGCAUGUUCCUCACCGUCCUCGGCAAGUACGCGCUGACUCGCCACGUCCUUGAGGAUGAGGCGUUCCCCACGCGCCCGGCGUGGGUGCAGGCCGACUGUGUCGUGUUGACAUGGAUACACGGCACGGUCUCCGGCGAUCUACAGCAAUCGCUCAUGAUGCGGCAGCGACCUGCACGCGAAGCUUGGUGCUACCUCGAGGAUGAGUUCCUCGGUCAGCGGGAAUCCCGCGCCCUCCUCCUCGAGACGCAAUUCCGCAACUUCCGCCAAGACUCCCUGACAAUCACAGAUUAUUGCCGUCGUCUCGAGUCCAUGGCUGCGUCACUUGCCGAGUUCGGCGACCCCAUUGGUGAUCGGCAACUAGUGCUCACCCUCCUCCGUGGCUUGAGCGGCAAGUUCCGCCACAUGGUGUCCAUUCUCAAGAUGCAUCGCCCGUUCCCAACCUUCGCGGAGGCUCGGACGCACCUCCUCCUGGAGGAGAUGGAGAUCGACGCGAGGCCACCCUCGCCUCCCGCCGCACUCGUCGCCGCGCCACGCCCGGCGGCAAACACUGGUGGCCCUACCGCGCCGCGCUAUGGGGCGCCCACUCCUCCUACGCGCCCCCAUGGUGCGCCCUCUGGUGGACAGCAGGGAGCACCCACUGGUGGCCAGCGUUCCGGCCGACGUCGCGGCCGCGGUGGACGUGGCGGCCAGCAGCAGCAGCAGCAACCUGCUGCUGGCGCCCCUCCCGGUUUCAGCCAUGCAUCCACAGGUAUGCACCCGUCAUUUGCACACCCCUGGGCCGGCACCCUCCAGAUGUGGCCCUAUGGGCGUCCUCCACCGGCGCCACCAGCGUUCACCGCCGUCCCGCAGUACGGCUACGGCAGCUCCUUCAGCGGCGUCCCGAGCGGUGGCGCCUAUGGCUCCGGCUACACCGCUCCGCCUUCACUGUACGUCUACGGGGGAGCAGCGCCAGCGUUCCAGGGGCCCUCGCCGGCCUACCAGGUGUCACAGCCGGCACCCUGGAACCCCGUCCAUGGAGGCGCUUGGACUCAAGACUCCCUGGCGCAGUCGUUCAACACCAUGACGCUCACUCCGCCGGCACCGUCCGAGUGGUACGCCGACUCCGGUGCUGGUUCUCACAUGACCGCGGAUGCUGGUAACCUCUCCACCAUGUCCCCACCAUCAUCUUUUACACCUUCAUCUAUCAUUGUGGGCAAUGGAGCACUCCUUCCUGUCACUGCCACCGGAUCACAUAUUUUUUCAUCUCCACAUCGUAAUCUUGUUCUUAACAAUGUUCUGGUGUCCCCCAACAUUGUUAAGAAUUUGAUUUCCAUUCGUCGUUUUACCACCGAUAAUAAUUGUUCUAUUGAAUUUGAUCCGUUUGGUCUUUCUGUGAAGGAUUUGCAAACCAGGAACGUGAUCGCCAGGUGCAAUAGCUCUGGCGACCUCUACCCGUUCUUUCCACCCGCCACCAGCACCUCCGCACUUCUCGCUGCACCCACCUCACUUUGGCAUCGUCGUCUCGGGCAUCUUGGGCGUGAAGCUCUGUCCAAGCUUAUUAGUUCCAGUGUUAUCUCAUGUAAUAAAGAUGAUCUCCACCAUAUAUGCCAUGCGUGCCAACUUGGUCAUCACACACGGCUUCCUUUUGGAUCAUCCAGCUCUAGGGCUAGUCAUAAUUUUGAUUUGAUACACUGUGAUCUUUGGACAUCUCCUAUUGUUAGUGUGUCAGGGUACAAAUAUUAUCUUGUUAUUCUUGAUGAUUGCUCACACUACAUUUGGACGUUUCCACUUCGCCUAAAAUCUGAGACGUUUUCCACUCUCUCAAAUUUUUUUGCCUUUAUUCACACGCAAUUUGGCACCACCAUCAAGAGCAUUCAGUGCGACAAUGGCCGUGAAUUUGAUAAUUCCACCGCCCGCACGUUCUUUCUCUCCCACGGUGUUGCACUCCGCAUGUCGUGUCCAUACACUUCUCAGCAAAAUGGCAGAGCCGAGCGCUCCCUUCGCACCAUUAAUAAUAUUAUGCGUUCUCUGCUAUUUCAGGCGAGUCUUCCUCCGGUUUACUGGGUUGAGGCCCUCCACACUGCCACCUAUCUUGUGAACCGCCUCCCCACCAAAACCCUCGCCUCCUCGACACCUUACACCCACCUUCAUUCCACCCAACCCUCCUAUGACCAUCUCAAAGUUUUUGGGUACCCCGGCUCCUCCGACGUCGCCCGCCGUGCAUGGCACUGUGCCUGUGCAUGCGCCUGUUGCCAGGUCCCAGUCCGCUCCUGCACCGCCGAGCCCUGGAACACGGUCGCCCAGCUCGCCCCUGACCGGCGCUACUGCCCCUGUGCAUCCCGCACAGGCUGCUGCCAGUAG